AUGACGUCGAAAGAAUCCCGGUCUGAGACCGGAAAAGAGAGAUGGUUAAGUCCCGCACGGUUGUGGGAAUAUCUCGAUCUAGACUCGCAUAGCUUCCUCAUGAUGCUGAAGGGAGCAUUGGCGCCGACCAUCACAAUUGCAAUAUACCAGAGUACUGCGAUUUCAAAUAUCACUACAACUAUCGGUUACCUCUCGGCCCUGAUUUCCGUCCUUUCACAGGGCCUCAUGCCGCGAGCAAAGUUCAUGAAGAUCAUGUUCUUCGACCUUUUAUCCACAUGCGUCUCGGCAUCUAUCUGCUGUCUCGCUGUAUUUUGCGCCGUCAAGGCACGCCAGCAUAACAUACCCCCCGACGCUAGCGAGGCAGUUCGAAAUGGCUUCAGCAGUGAUGCCUGCGCUGUCUCUGCCAUCUGGCUAAUCUUCAUGAUCUGGGCGGCAAACUCACUACGCGCUCUCAAGCCCAUGGAACUACAGGAUCCAAUGGUUGCGUUUUCUAUCUUCGCUUCCGUAACCGUCACCCGCGCUGGCAUGUUUACCUCCCUUUCCGAAGGAUUGGACCGGGGUAAUGUCUUCCAAGACAUGAAGCGGUACGUUGCUGCCGUGGAGGGGGUGCUUGAUGCGCAGAUCGCCUUCGACGACGGUGGUGCGACGGGCGGGAUCUUCGGAAGGGGCUUUCUUCGUCGGGCACGGACCGCAAUGGGUCGUGAUGGGGAGGAAGAAGAGAGCGAGAGCGACACAGAUCUGCAGUCUAGUAUUAAGGAUCUGCAAGUUUCAAUGGCUAAAUUGAACGCGGUGCAUAAUACGCUGCAUGCUGAUCUGUUCUAUUCGAAGGAUGAGAUCGCAUGGGGAAAGCUGUCAGCGGACGAUCUGAGUGGAAUUGCCUCGUUGUUCCGGAGUCUUUUGCUUCCACUUGCUGGAAUGUCGAUGAUGCCGGAGAUCCUGGAGAGACUCGGAAUCGAGACAGGGGAUAUCCUGAGGGUAGUGGAGACGCAUCAUGCGCGGCUUGUUGAGGCGGCUGAUUUGGUUCGCUGUGGAUUGGCACAUUUUCUCUUUGCCUUGGAGCUUAUUUCAGCUAAGCAUUUGGAUCGCUUGAAAAAGACGCACCUUGUCAGGUACCACCAUGACGAGGAAGCAAGGGGGGAAAGCUUGAAUCCGGGUGAUCAGGACUUUACGUCACGGUUUGAGAAUCAGCUACACGUUUAUUACUCGCGAAGGAAAGACCUACCUGAGGCGCUUACGAGUCUUGAGGCAUUUUCUGAAAAAUAUGAUCGUGAUGCUCAUGGAGGUGGUCGUGGACAUGAUGGCGUCGCUGCAGAUCCGCCUAUCUGCCAGGAGUUUUUCCUCAUUCUCUACAUGGCUCAUCUUCAGGACGAUCUCUUGACGGCAACCAUGAAACUAGUGAAUUUUGCCGACAGCAAGGUCGUGGAUGGAACAAUGACGCGGGGGAGAUUGAUUUUUCCCAGGCAAAAGUCUAUUCGCGACUGGUUGUCCUUGAGUCACGGCAAAGACAGUCAAUCCUUGCCGGAAAGUAGGAGGUCCUCCGUGGACCCUGCGGAUAUUAAUCGCACAGAGCGAGACACCCGAUUUCCGGAUCCAGAACACCUUCCGCCUGAAAAUAUUUGGGAGAAAGGUAGUGCGAUAUUGCGUGUGAUUUCUCAUGCAUUGAAAUCCGACGAAAGCACCUUUGGCUUUCGUGUAGCAGCCGCCUCUUUCUCGGUCGGCAUUCUCGCGUAUCUGCAUCAGACGCAAGACUUUUUCAUUCGUCAGCGAUGUAUUUGGGCGAUGAUUGUCAUUGUCAUUGGCAUGAACCCGACAAGUGGGCAGACCAUGUUUGGAUUCGUAGCGCGCAUUGUCGCAACGGUGAUUUCGCUCGUAUUAAGCUUGAUAGUAUGGUAUAUCGUUGAUGGGAAGACGGCGGGUGUGAUAGUUUUUCUCUACUUGGCAAAUGUCUUCGAGUACUACUUCUACGUCAAAGUCCCGCAGUACUUUGGUCCGUCGGUUAUUUCAAUCGUCACCUUGAAUGUCAUCAUUGGCUAUGAGCUACAGGUCCGUAAACUCGGCAUACAAGCUGCAGAGUCGAACGGCCAGCCAUACUAUCCCAUUUACCUUUUUGGACCAUACAAAUUGGCGGCGGUUGCAGCCGGUUGUGCGAUAUCAUUUUUCUGGGUUAUAUUCCCAUACCCCAUCACAGCCAAGUCUCAGCUCCGCCAUCUCCUCGGUCGAAGCAUGUUCGUCUUGGCCAAAUUUUACAGCUGCAUGCAUACGACCAUUGAACUUUGGUUUGGUGGUGGACUAGGCAGUGCCGAUGAUGAGAGCUCGCCAGGUUAUCAGCUUCAAGCAUCCCGACACAAAAUAUUCAAAGAGGAGAUGAUGCUACUGAAUAGUCUCCGGAUGCACAGCCAUUUUAGUACAUUCGAGCCCCCGAUCGGAGGCAAAUUCCCGAAGAAAGUCUACGAUGAUAUAAUUUCCGAGAUCCAGCGCAUAUUGACCAGCAUGUCCCUUAUGGCACACACGACGCAAUGUUUGGACUUGCUUUCUGUCGAAUCUGAACACGCUGGUCAUAAAGGCGAUGAUCAGUGGAUGGCGCGAUUGGCAGAAAUCGCUUUGAAAUCGGCUGAUUUCAACUCACACCGGAUUACCUCAUUAUUGUGCCUUCUUUCUGCUGCUAUCAUGAAUUCCCAGCCCUUACCGCCAUAUCUUUCGACGCCGGACUCGUUCCCUCUUGCACGGCAAAUGCAGAAGAUUGAUGAUGAGCUGUUGAGUAUUCGACACAUCGGAGAUCCAUCGUUCUCGGCAUUUGUGGCCUUGGAGGUAUUGAGGUCUGUUGUGAGCUUCAGCUUGCAGGAAUUGAUUGAUAACGUCCGAAAACUGGUCGGGGAGCUCGAUUUUGAUUUUCAUAUUCCUCAGACUCACCACGACACAGAGUCAUCGGGACUACUACAGCCCAACCAUGCGAACACCAACGCCACAUGA
Messenger RNA from Penicillium cosmopolitanum, 2970 nucleotides. RefSeq names its product aromatic acid exporter family protein. Bases 1 to 2970 code for a protein of 989 amino acids. The transcript has 8 exons. The record is from RefSeq and is a predicted model, not a curated record. Lineage: Eukaryota; Fungi; Ascomycota; Eurotiomycetes; Eurotiales; Aspergillaceae.